AUGCACAAUUUAUUAAACCGUGCCAACGCCCUUCUGGCGUUCACUCUCUGGGUGAUGGCCGCUGUCACAGCCGCCUGUUUCCUGUCGACGGUCUUCCUCGAUUACAGUGUUCCAACGAAACUCUCCGUCAAGGAUGUCAAAAUUAGAAACGUGGUGGACUACGCGACCGACGAGCAACAAGCCGACUUGGCGACUCUCAACUUCAAUCUCAACGUCGACUUCUCGAAACUUUUCAACUGCACUGGGUUCAUCGCUGUUACCCCGUGCAACUGGAAUGUCAAACAACUCUUCGUCUAUCUUGUCGCCGAAUACAAGACGCCAGUUAAUGAAGUGAACCAAGUCGUGCUGUGGGAUCGAAUCGUCGAACGAUCGGAGCGUGUUGUGAUGGAUGAGAUCGGAAUAAAACCAAAAUACUACUUUUUGGAUGACGGAAGCAAUUUGUUGAAACACGAGAAUGUCACGUUCGUUUUGAGAUACAACGUGAUUCCAAACGCUGGUUACCUCCGUCUCGUCCAAUCGUCGGAUCAAAUUGUCGUCCCGUUCCCAUCCACCUACUCUACUACUAGACGAUCAUAA
Caenorhabditis remanei is the source of this 576-nucleotide messenger RNA. RefSeq lists its product as uncharacterized. The coding region runs from base 1 to 576 and encodes 191 amino acids. Lineage: Eukaryota; Metazoa; Nematoda; Chromadorea; Rhabditida; Rhabditidae. The transcript has 5 exons. The record is from RefSeq and is a predicted model, not a curated record. Gene Ontology annotation, biological process: protein targeting to ER. Gene Ontology annotation, cellular component: membrane; signal peptidase complex.